Molecule: messenger RNA, 779 nt
Organism: Gallus gallus (chicken)
Lineage: Eukaryota; Metazoa; Chordata; Aves; Galliformes; Phasianidae
Gene: TEP1
Product: telomerase associated protein 1
Exons: 6
Coding region: 51-779 (242 amino acids)
Biological process (GO): telomere maintenance via recombination
Cellular component (GO): telomerase holoenzyme complex
Molecular function (GO): telomerase RNA binding; telomerase activity
Source: RefSeq, a predicted model, not a curated record
ACCCGGAAGUCCCCGCGGCGGUUUCGGCUGCGGCUGCGGCGUGGGAAGGGAUGGAGGGGACGGGGGUGGUGGGGGCGCCGGUGACGUCAUCGCGGGUGACGUCAGACGGGGUGACGUCAUCGGAGGGGCUGUCCGAGGAGGAAAUCCGGCAGCUGAAGCUGUCCCUGGUGACGUCGGCCUGCUCGGCGCUGCAGUGCGAUGGGGACGACCUCCGGCAGCGCCUGCGGGACCUCAGCGCCGCCGUGGCACCGCACUGCCCCCAAUUCCCCCUGCAGGUGGCUCUGUACUGCCGCCGCCAUCUGUGGGUGCGCUGGGUGAGCUGCUUCCUGCUGGCCGUGGCGGCCAUCUUGGCUCCGUGCCGCCCCCACCUGCGCCGUUACUUCGGGGCCGUCGUCCGCCUGCCCAGCGAUUGGCUGGCCGUGCCGCGCUACUUCCAGGCGCUGUCCCCCCCCCUGUCGGUGCUGUCCCCAUAUCCGCGCUGCUUACGGGAUUCCCUCACGCGGACCUUCGCCGCCUUCGACGCCCACCAGUUGGCCAAGUACCGCUCCCGCCUCCAUAAGGGCCCACGCGGACAUCGCUUCCGCCGCCGCCGCCCCACGGCCCCACAGCGCCGCAUCACCCCACAGGGCUCUCUGCCCCCAUCGCUGUUCUCACUGCGUUCCGUCGUUCGCCGUCUGCACAUCCGGGAGCCGCGCCAAUACGUGGAUGCUCUGCUGGGCCGCAGGUGGGGGCAAAGGGGGGGCAAAAUGGGGGGGGGGGGGGCUUUUGGGGGGCACUAA